CAAACUAGCAAAGAGAGAUUGAAAACAGGGGCUAAAUACACUGGGGCUAGAUUGAAAACAGGUGCUGUCAAUCAGGGCUGGGGAGGUCAAUCACAGGCAGGGUAGGAGACACUGAAAUGAGAGGAGAGUACACAGAAAAAACAAAGACAUGACCUAGGGAAUAGGGCGGGAUGUGACACAAUAUGUCUGUUUCAAUUGUAUUUUGUAUGAAAAUGCCACCAAUUUCUUUUUUUAAUAAUCAUUUUCAUCUUGUGAACUGACAAACGGACACAUGGGAGACAGUCGAGCAUGUGUUUCUUUUCCUUUAGUGGACACGAGGUUUGUGUGGGUGUCACAGCCACUCCCUGUACCAUUGCCAGUCUUCACCACCCCUCAAAGUAUCAAAAUUAAUUAAUGAAACCCAGAAAUCCCAGAUAAGAUAUCAACAACCACUGUGUAAUCACAUUAUAAUCAAAUACCACUGAACAAAGUUUAAUGCAAUUCCAACUGAACGGUUGUAUAUGCAGAUGGCUUCUGUGCUGUUCCUUGUCAGCAUGUACUGUUGAAACAGCAGUGAAUAAAGCAUCAACCCUCAUUCAUUCUACUGCAUCCUUCUACAUCACAACCUUAGUGUAAAAGAUGAAAGUCACACUCUCCAAAAAGCAUUGUUUUAGACACAGAGUCAUGUUGCUUUACUUUAUGGCUGUAGUUCUUACUUGGCCUAACACUGGACUUUGUGGAGAAUGUCCUCAUGAUAAAGAUAAGGCUCUCUCAAUGUUCAGGGCCAAUGUUGAAGCUCCACAAAGUAAGGGUAGAGCUGUUAGAACGAACAGAACAUGGGAACCUAACCAAUUGGUAAUCUGCACUACUGUGUGUGUGUGUCUGUGUGUCUGUGUGUGUGUGUGCGCCCCACACCUGUUCGCAUACAUAUGGGAGUAUUGUGUUGGUCAGUAAGCAGAAUUAACCAAAAUAACCUCCUAGUCAUCUGUUCCUGUCAGUGACCAUCUGACUGUUCCUGUUAUUUGUCAACCAAAAAAUGAGUCAAAAUAUGAAACACACAUUUGUACAGACAAAACACAUAGUUUUACAUUUGACACCGGUCAUAACCUGUUGAACUACCCACUGGCCAGUAAUGUGACAGAUGAGAGAUGAUAGGAAAUAGUUGCAAAUCAAUUCUAGUUUAAUCAACGCAACUUUUCAGUCCAUCUUAUCUGCCCUUCUACUUGCCACUGUAAUGAUUAUUACAUUACAUUUUUACAUUUAUGCAUUUAGCAGACGAUUUUAUCCAAAGCGACUUCCAAGAGAGAGCUUUACAAAAGAGCAUAAGUCACUUGAUUAUAAUAAGUUGCAAACGCCACAACCAAACUAACCACACCAUCAGAAAGACGUUUACACUUAGACUACUCUUCCUGACAGUAUUUCAUAAAUUCUUCACGAGAAAGGAAUGCAGUUCACCCAUCUUUGUUGUUAAAUUGAAUAUAGAUGUAUCAACUGUAUCAAUCUUUUUUUUGUGUGUUUUUGUGUUACCUUGUGUUUCCCAAGCUAAUUGCUCUCCCUCCCCCAUAUUCCUAUAGUUUUAGACUGCUAAGACAUCAUCCUUACAAUCACCAAAAAAAUGUAAACCUAUUUUGGGCUUCUGAAAAUAACCACAAUGGUUAUAGUUUUUUCCGUAAGUACACUGAUUUGAUCAACAGGAAGAGAAAUGCUAGGUAGUUUCCUUGAAACUUUAGUUUUGCAAUCGUCUGAUAGAUCAAAACGACUCAUCUUCCAGGAGCUAUAAAAGCAGGAGUUAGAGAGAGUGCCAAAACAGAAUUACAGUUCAUUUGUAUUUUACAUACAUAUUCGAUUUUUCACAGCUAAUGUUAUGGCAAACUCAGGAAUUCAAAUUAUCGGCUAUGUUUUGGCACUUGGUGGUCUCGCUGCCUCAAUCGCUGCCACUUUCAUGGUUGAGUGGAAAAGAGAUGCACCUAAGGAAGGCGAAAAUAAUUCUAUGAGUUAUCAUUAUUUAGGACUAUGGGAAUCAUGCUCAGUUGACAGAACCGGAACCAGAUCCUGUAAGCCUUACACUUCAAUCAUCCACAUGACAAUAGAGGUGCAGGUCACUCGGGCAGGUAUGCUGCUCAAUAUUCUGUUGUCCAUCUGUGGGCUGUUACUAACCACAUUUGGGUUGAAAUGCACCAAAUGCCUUGAUGGAAACCGUCUGGCGAAGAAUCGUGUUGUCACGGCAGGAGGAAUUUUCAUUAUAAGUUCAGGUCUUCUGUCGCUGUCAACUACUUCUUGGUAUGCAAAUACCAUUAUCCAGUCCUUCGACCAGGGGGAAAGGUAUGAGUUUGCAAGUGCCAUGUUUGUGAGCUGGACUGGGGCUGUCCUUGCCCUGGUGGGUGGAGCUUUCCUUGGCAUCAGGUGCCCUGCAAAUAGUGAAAGGCCAUCCUUUCAACCCCCGAAUCUCCAGCCUGUGUCCAAAUCAGGUACAGACUAUGUCUAGGUUAGUGCAGACUUGAGAAGAUUCCAUAUAUUGCCAGCAUCUAACCAGUCAUGGAUGAACAUAUGUUCUUAAUGUAUGUUUGAAACUGGACUACAACAAUCUAAUGGGACAUUUGACAAAUGUUCUUUAUUCAAGCUUGAAAAUAAUGCAAUAACAGACAAUACUAAAACGGUUUCUUUGCACCAGCUUUAUUGCAUUAAAACAAUAAUUGGUAAAGAACAGGUCAUUGUGCUCUCUUCCUGUUAUAAAAAACCCCCACAUUCAAUCCAAUGUGAUUUAACCAUAGAUAGUCACAAUAAUAUUGUUUGAGCAUUUGCUAACAGGUCAUACUUUGCUAAAUAUAAGGAUACUUCAGUUACAUUUUUUAUUUUACCCAGUACUUUUAUAUUGCUAUUCUGUCAUAAAUCUCAACAGAAAGCUCCCUCUGCUUGGACAUUUUAAACAGAGCAGGGAUUUAAUGUAUUUUCCACUGUAGAGAAUGUAUCAUGCACAAUAACAAUUUGGAGCAGUGGAUUAUGCUAUUAAUAUGAAAUGCUAUAGAAAAGUUAUAGAUAUUGUUUUUGGUGUCCCAAAGUUCCUAAAGUUCUUGUUGUUUAUCGUCUUAAGGUCAAAGUAUCAUAUGUCUAACUUGUAACUGUGAGAUUAAAAGUAAUCUUAGUCUUUUUUUUAACCUGUUAUAAUUAUUGGUUCUUAUUUACAUGUACAUCAAGAAACAUUCAAAAUGCUACAGCAGUUGACAAUGUCUCAAUAUGUAGCAUAGUAGCAUCAGUGAGGUUAUGAGAAUCACUGUCUCCUGAAUAUAUAUUUAGCUUCUGCGGUGACAAGAUUGAGAUAUGGACACAAGCACCAGAAAAAACAAAAGGGAGUCUACUUCAGAAGAGCAAGUUGAUAUGAACUAUGUGGACUCUCGUUCUAUCAAACAUAGUCCUGGUGUGUAAUAGGAAGUAACAUUUUGUGAAGGAAGUAAUACAUCUAAUGGUCAUUGUGUUUCCAAAAGGCAUUUGAACGUUGAUGCGAGAUUCAUU
This is a messenger RNA of Hypomesus transpacificus, 3489 nucleotides long. Its product is annotated as claudin-19-like. Gene Ontology annotation, cellular component: bicellular tight junction; plasma membrane. Gene Ontology annotation, molecular function: structural molecule activity. The record is from RefSeq and is a predicted model, not a curated record. The transcript has 4 exons. Bases 1844 to 2464 code for a protein of 206 amino acids. Lineage: Eukaryota; Metazoa; Chordata; Actinopteri; Osmeriformes; Osmeridae. Gene Ontology annotation, biological process: bicellular tight junction assembly; cell adhesion.